Molecule: messenger RNA, 4418 nt
Organism: Platichthys flesus (European flounder)
Lineage: Eukaryota; Metazoa; Chordata; Actinopteri; Pleuronectiformes; Pleuronectidae
Gene: slc40a1
Product: solute carrier family 40 member 1
Exons: 8
Coding region: 286-1986 (566 amino acids)
Biological process (GO): iron ion transmembrane transport
Cellular component (GO): basolateral plasma membrane
Molecular function (GO): iron ion transmembrane transporter activity; peptide hormone binding
Source: RefSeq, a predicted model, not a curated record
CGCACACAGAGCAGAGAGCCGCCGCGCCGCGUCGUGCAGAGCCCCGCACCUCCCGCAGCUCACGCAGUCCGGACACACACUCUUAUUUUUCUUUCCGACUUCAGCUACAGUGUUAGCUAAGUUUGGAGAGGAGGAAUCCGCCGCCCGCGUCCUGUCUCCGGCUUGUUGUGGUCGAGUCGCUCCGGUGCUCGUCUCCCUCCAGCGAGGAAGCACAAACAGCCGCCGCAGCAGCCGCAGCUCGAGCAGCACCGAGCGGGUAGCGUGUGUCACCCGGACCCGUGCACCAUGGAGAACCCCGGAACCAGGACCACAUGCUGCGGAUCGAUGCGAGAUUUCUUCACUUCCGCCAAAUUCCUUAUUUACAUGGGCCACGCGCUGUCAACAUGGGGCGACCGAAUGUGGAACUUUGCCGUGGCCGUGUUCCUGGUUGAACUCUAUGGGAACAGCCUGCUGCUCACGGCCGUGUACGGGCUGGUGGUGGCCGGCUCCGUGCUGCUGCUGGGAGCCAUCAUCGGAGACUGGGUGGACAGAAACCCCAGACUCAAAGUGGCCCAGACCUCGCUGCUGGUCCAGAACAGUUGCGUCAUCCUGUGUGGGAUCCUCCUGAUGGUUGUUUUCCAGUUCAAAGAACAGCUCGUGAAUCUCUACAGCGGAUGGAUUCUGACGAUUUGCUACAUUCUGGUCAUCACCAUUGCCAACAUCGCCAACCUGGCCAGCACAGCGACCUCCAUCACCAUCCAGAGGGACUGGGUUGUGGUGGUGGCAGGUCAGGACAGCAGCAAUCUGGCAGACAUGAAUGCCACAGUGCGGAUUAUUGACCAGUUGACCAACAUCCUGGCUCCCAUGCUGGUGGGCCAGAUCAUGUCCUUUGGCUCCCAUUUCAUCGGCUGUGGCUUCAUCUCCGGCUGGAACCUGUGCUCCAUGUGUUUGGAGUACGCUCUGCUGUGGAGUGUCUACCAGAAGACACCGGCCCUGGCUGUGAAAGGAGGACAGAAAGAGCAGCAGCAGGAGCUGAAACAGCUCGGUCCCCAGAAAGAGCUAGAGAAUGGCCAGAGUCCUGAGGAGUCCUCCCAGCCGCUGAUGAAUGAAGCCUCAGUGGUGACCACGCCCGACUCGCCCAAGGAGCGCGGCUGCUGGUACCAGGUGUCCGAGCCCCUGCGCACCUUGAAGUUCGGCUGGGUGGCCUACUACAACCAGGACAUCUUCUUCGCCGGCAUGUCCCUGUCUUUCCUCUACAUGACGGUGCUGGGGUUCGACUGCAUCACCACGGGCUACGCCUACAUGCAGGGCCUCAACGGCUCGGUGCUCAGCCUGCUGAUGGGGGCCUCGGCCGUGUUCGGUAUCUGCGGCACCGUCGCCUUCACUUGGGUCCGCAAGAAAUGUGGCUUGAUCCGCACGGGCUUCAUCUCCGGCAUGGCUCAGCUCACCUGCCUCAUGAUGUGCGUCGCCUCCGUGUUCACUCCGGGGAGCCCCUUCGACCUCAGCGUCUCGCCCUUCGAGGACAUCUACACCCACUUGGUUGGAGAGAAGACCCUGCCCAGUUCUGACCUCGGCGGCAUCCACAUGGUCGUGAAUACCACUAUGGCUGCACCGACUGAGGAGGUUCCCCCUCUGCAGUCCUACAUAUCCGUCAGUCUGCUGUUUGCUGGCGUCAUUGCUGCUAGAGUUGGCCUGUGGUCCUUCGACCUGACAGUGACCCAGCUCAUCCAGGAGAACGUAGUGGAGUCGGAGCGAGGUGUGAUCAACGGCGUCCAGAACUCCAUGAACUACCUGUUAGACCUGCUGCACUUCAUCAUGGUGAUUCUGGCUCCGAACCAAGAGGCCUUCGGGCUGCUGGUCCUCAUAUCGGUGUCUUUUGUGGCCAUGGGUCACGCCAUGUACUUUAGGUUUGCCUUCAAGAGCAUGGGCACCCGCCUCUUCGUCUGCUUCUCGCCGGAGCAGAAAGUGGAGACGCCGGACAGCCUCUCACUUCCUACCACCGUCUAACCAGUCAACGAGACUCUGUCCUCGGUACAUGGCUCUCAAGCCUUUUCCCAGCCCUGCGUCUUAUUUAUCCAACUAACAGCGUAGCUUGUAGCUGGCGGAAUGCUAAUGCUAACAUAAACCAGAAAACAUGCAAUAAACCUUCCCUUGUUAUGCGUGGCCAUUAAUAAAGCAUUAAUCACUAGCUGGAGGACGUGAGUAGAGCUUACAGUCGUAGAAAGUAAUCCAUAGUAAGAAUCUUACAUAAGGGUUUCUCUAACUCUUUCAGUCUGAGAAUCAGAGGAGAGCCUCUAUCCGUCCAUGCUCACACGAGGAUCCAUCACGUCAGGGCUCGUGACCCCAUUUCUUUGGUCUUUUAGAGAAACCAGAAGAAGCAGUCUCCUCCUGACUGCCUGGAUCGAGGAUCACUGUUUGUAAACGGUGCUUCUGCUAACAAAAGGGCAACGGGAGGGAGAGACGCUGCAGGGAGGCAGGCGCUGAGGCCUGAGUGAAGGUGAAGGGCGGGGGGGUGUAGGUCUGAGGUCCUACACCCAGCACAUCCCUCAUUUUAAGCACUUGCCUUUCAGUUGCCUGUCAUUGGUGCUGUAGCUACAUCCGCUAGCUGUUCUCUGGUCGCCUCCUCGUGUCAGAUUACAUGAACAUGUAUGACGAGCGGGUCAAAGGCGUCUUUUUAUUUGACCAAACGCAAAACUGGGAUCCAGUCUCUCUAAUGCAUCGUGAUAAGGGUUAUGCAACGAGCUGUAUUUAUUCAGGAAAGGCAGUCGAUGUUUAUUUUUUAUUUUUAGGACUUGUAUCAUCAGUAUUGUGCCGUAAGAGACAAAUGAUAAAUCCUAUGCACCCUUGUCAAUAGUCAUCUCACUUACCAAAGUCAAGUCCACACGUGGCAUAAGAGGAAGUGAGGGAAACCCGUUAUCUGUCCGAAGCAUUCCAAAUAUAUCAGGUGACAGUAGUGUAGCUUCACUAAUGCUUCCAAUAACCCAAGAAUAUCUGAAUAUGACUAACCCACUCUUAAGAUUGUACUUAUACUGUUUGUGUCUUUCCUCUUCUUUACAUGAAUAGACUCAUGUUGUCACCUUUUGAUUGUUUAUGUUUUGUUUGUUCUCUGUGGUGAUUUCCCUUUUUUUUAAUCAUGAUUGUUGUUACACAGGCACUUUACGUGAUUGACAUCUGUCAUUACACCCAAUGCGUGAUCAGGUAUUUGAUCAAUGUUUUUGCACAAGGCUGAGGUCCUGACACCCCCCCCCCCCUUCCCCCCCUGUACGAUCAUAUUUCAACCAAUCAUAGCCGUCCUCUCAGUUUGUUCAGGUGCUGUGAGGAGACCUGUGAACCACAAAGUUCAUGAGGAGAAGCUGGACCAGCUCCUGUGGAAAAGUCUGAAUAGACUUCCUCUAAAAGUCAGAGCACAGCCGGGGAGGGGGGGGUUCACUCUCAUGUCUCCGAGCUUCAGCAGCGAAGGAGACAUUCUUACCAAAGUCAAAGUUCUGUCUUCUGUGGACUUCUUUGGCUUGGCAGCACAGAAAUCGUUUGUUUGCCUGCUACUCUUCCUGUGAAGUGAUUUAACUAAACGAACGUUGUCUUGUCCCCAAAGCAGUUUCAAAUCCCAGACACUGGGAAUGUAGCUUCUCUCUAAUCGAUGUAUGUAUAACCUCCUUCCCGCCUUCAGUAACUUUUCUGACGCCUUACUCUAAGCCAGCAUUGACCGCUGUUAAACGCACACAUGUGAUACAUCGAGGAUUAGUAGCCGCACCACACCCAGGUAUAGAAGAGUGGCCAGUUUCUGGGAAAUGGCGGGGGUAAACAUUUGGGUUGGACACAGCGGUUGUGGCAACAGGUGUCGGAAACAGAGGGUUUCUUUCUUGCUGCUUAUUCUCAUGAAACCUGGUCAAAGAAAGUGGUGCUGAGUCGGGUGGGCCACGAGCCGAGGACCCACCGGCUGCAGAGCUUCAUUUCCAUGUCCCACCCGGGUUCAGUGUAACCUCCAACUCAGGCUGGGCAGUCUACUGAUUCAGGAAUAUAACACAAUACAUUUUAAUGUAAAUAAAUGUCAGUUAGUUUAAACUUGCAUAAGUAUACAAUUGUAAAAUGUACAAAAAAAAAACUUUGUGUAUACUGUGUUGUGCUGUUUGUCUGAAAACUUGUUUUUUUUUACAUGUUUUAUAUACCUAGUGUUAACAUUGCAUGUUAAAUUUAAGUUUCUUAAAGAUUUUUCAAAUUUUUGUACAAAGCAACUACUGCAUAUCAUCUGUAACACAUACACACACAUACACAGACACACAAACACACACAGCAGUGUUAUCGUUCUAUAGGCAGAAACAUUCAAUCAUAAAUGGAAUAAAAUUGAUUUGUACGUAAUAGUUGCACUCCACUCCAUAUGAGGGCGUUGGCACUGUUUGUAUUGCAUGAAGUCUUUUGAAUAAAGAAAUUCUUUACAAUCA